Aegilops tauschii subsp. strangulata is the source of this 396-nucleotide messenger RNA. The record is from RefSeq and is a predicted model, not a curated record. NCBI's taxonomy places the organism in Eukaryota, Viridiplantae, Streptophyta, Magnoliopsida, Poales, Poaceae.
AUGGCCAUCGGUGACGGCAGGACGACCCUUUUCUGGGAGGAUCGCUGGCUCGGCGGCCAAUCCGUCCACGAGCUCGCGCCCAUGCUUAUCCAGUGCAUACCCAAACAGCGCAGGAAGUCCAGAACGGUGGCGGAGGCCCUCGCCGGCAACAGCUGGGCGCGUGACAUCCAUGGCCUGCUCGGCCUCCCGGAGAUUGGACAGUACCUAAAGCUCUGGCACCUAGUUCAGCAUGUCGAGCUGUCCAAUGAGCCGGACAGGCUGCUCUGGAGAUGGACAGCCAACGGGGUUUACACGGCCCAAUCUUGCUACCGGGCAACCUUCCAGGGCGCGACGAGCUGCAACUCCUGGAAACUCAUCUGGAGGAGCUGGGCACCGCCCAAGGCAGACUUGGCAUGA